Messenger RNA from Ctenopharyngodon idella (grass carp), 1703 nucleotides. Its product is annotated as lysophosphatidic acid receptor 6. NCBI's taxonomy places the organism in Eukaryota, Metazoa, Chordata, Actinopteri, Cypriniformes, Xenocyprididae. Gene Ontology annotation, cellular component: membrane. The coding region runs from base 180 to 1157 and encodes 325 amino acids. Gene Ontology annotation, molecular function: G protein-coupled receptor activity. The record is from RefSeq and is a predicted model, not a curated record. The transcript has 2 exons. Gene Ontology annotation, biological process: behavioral response to pain; G protein-coupled receptor signaling pathway.
AUUAAAAAGAAGAGAAACAUGACGAUCACUCACCACAAAACACAUUUCCUGAAAUGAAGACGAGGAGAAAUGAGACAGCAACUUCAAAAGAAGAAGUCUUCAGCAUCAGUACCAACAGAAGUAACUCUCUUCUACAAAAACGGCUAUUAAAGUCAAGGAGAUAAAUCCUAAGAUCAGCAAUGUUGAAUUCUACAUGUUGUACAUGUCCGCAUUUAGAACGCAAGAAUGUGGUUUUUGUCACUGUGUAUUCAGUGGUCUUCAUAUUUGGACUGACCCUCAACGUCACCGCACUUGUAAUUUUUUUCCGCAAUUCUAAAUCACAGUCGCACACCACCACGUACAUGGUUCACCUAGCCUUUGCUGAUGUUCUUCUGGUUUGUAUGCUUCCAGUGCGGAUCUAUUUCCACAUGGAGUCGGGGGAUCUGCCCCAGAAAUUAUGCGAUUUUACCGGUCUCAUAAUGCUAAGUAACAUGUAUGGCAGCAUCCUCCUCCUCACAUGCAUUAGCUUUGACCGUUGCAUAGCAGUCUGCUUCCCGUUGUCUUCUCGAGUCCGUGAGGGCCGCAAGAAAGCAUGGUGCAUGUGUCUGGGAAUCUGGAUCCUAACAAUCGGAACAAGCUUACCGAUCUAUUUUAAAAAAGAACAGAACAAUUCCACUACUGAGCAAACAAAUGUCACGUGUUUCGGAAAUUUUCCGAGCUAUGCCACUCAAACAGCUGCUCUCAUUUCCACGCUAAUUAUUGGGUUUGGGAUCCCACUAACCGUUAUGAUUAUCAGCUCAUGGGGGCUCGUCCGGGCUAUAAGUAAAAGCACGGCUGUCCAGACUAGUGACCUAGUAGACAGUGGAAAGAUUAAAAGGAUGAUAAUAACUAACUUGGCGAUCUUUCUGUUCUGUUUUCUGCCCUAUCACGUUAUGCUUGUGCUACUUUAUGCCUAUAAAACUACCCAGACCAGGUGUUCACUGUUAACCCCCUACCAGUACAGCCUCAUGGUAGCUUGUCUGAAUGCAAUGCUCGACCCCCUGGCCUACUACUUCACAACAGAGACGUUUCAAAGAAAAAAAAUGGGUGUUGAGACUACCACUGUACGCAAAAUAUGGCAAACAAACAGUCACAGCUCGGACGGAAACAACCGUUCGCGUGCCCCACUCACAAUGUAAGGGGCAGCUCAACUCUCAACUCUGAAGACGAAAACCAACGUUUUGCAGGUCUCGUGCUUACAGUGAAAUGGUUGACAUGAAAGUUCUCAUAUAGAUUUCUGCUGUAAUAGGAAGGAAACAUCAAGAGAUUAGAGAGUUCAGUCGAAUAUGACUCAUACGUUAAAAAACAAAGAAUGAAGAAAAGAAGGAAGCCACAAGUCUUCACCCUUCUGGGUGAGCUGCUGACUGCAUGCAAACAAUGUCUGAAAAUAAGUGUUAUGUAAAGUUUAAGUUCCUUUUUAGAGGGCCUUGGUUUUUCUCACAUAUGCAUGAUUGACAAAUUAAGAUCAUUACUUACAGUGAACAUGUUCUGAGUUAGAUUUGAGCAUUAUAUCCAUUUAUAUAUUUGUAAAGUUUCUACAAUUUGUUAAUGAUUCAUAGCCUUUCAGUUGUGCAGUGGUGUUUUUGUUGUUGUAUUUCAGAUGUUACUGUUUAUAAGUAACUGUGCAUGAUAAUUUUGUUUUUGUAUUUUUGAAAUUUACAUAAAAUAUGUACAUAUGUGUUUAA